AUGGGGUUCUGCCAGUGGUAUGGUGUCACAUGCGGUCGCAAGCACCAAAGGAUCACGGCACUGGACUUGCGAUCGCAGAAACUCUAUGGGUCGAUCUCUCCUCAUAUUGGGAACCUCAGCUUCUUGAGAGAAUUUCGGCUCGGAAACAACAGUUUCGAUCGUGAAAUCCCUCCGCAAAUCAGCCGGUUGAGCCACCUACGAAUCCUACAACUGGAGUACAAUUCAUUGGUGGGUGAGAUUCCUGAAAACAUAACAGCUUGCUCUGACCUUGUCAGCCUCAUUCUUAGACACAACCAACUAAUCGGAAAAAUUCCUACACAAGUCGGUUCAUUAUCGAAUCUACGGAUUUUUUCUUUAGAUAGAAAUAAUCUAUCUGGAAGUGUGCCUUCCUCCAUUGGGAACUUAUCUUCACUAGAGUGGCUUUCUCUUAUGGAAAAUUACUUGGGUGGGAGCAUUCCUAUAGCCCUAGGCCACCUGCUAAACUUACAAUACUUUUCUGUGGGAGAAAACAUACUGUCCGGUCCAUUUCCAACUGGACUUCUGAAUCUCUCUUCUUUAACUACCUUCGAUGUAGGAUUCAACCAAAUUCGAGGGAGUCUUCCUUCAUACAUGGGCUUUACACUUCCAAAUCUUCAGUUUUUUACCAUUGCCGGGAACCUAUUUGAGGGACAGGUUCCUCCGUCAAUAUCAAAUUGCUCAAAGCUAGAGGUACUUGAACUUGCAACGAACAAACUUUCAGGUCAAGUGCCUUCUUUGGAAAAUCUGCACGAGCUUCAAUGGUUCACCAUUUUCGAAAAUCAGCUCGGGCUUGAAAAACCCGAUGACUUGAACUUCGUUUGCUCACUGACAAACGCCACAACGUUAGAUGUAUUGUCUAUCUUUAGGAACAGUUUCAGCGGAAUGCUGCCCAAAUGCAUAGGUAACUUAUCCACCACCCUCACAAUAUUUGAUGUGAGUUGGAACAUACUAUAUGGAGAAAUUCCUAGACAGAUUGAAAACCUUGAGAACCUUGAAGCAUUGCUUAUGGACAGAAAUAAGCUUUUAGGUUUUCUCCCAUCGAAUUUGGGAAACCUACGAAAUUUAUCCUUGCUGGAGUUAGGUGAUAACUUCUUGGGAGGGAGAAUCCCGUCUUCUCUAGGAAAUCUAACCAAGUUGACUGCACUAUAUUUGAGUGGAAACAACUUUCAAGAUCAAAUCCCUUCAGCACUAUCUAACUGCCACUUUUUGAACAAACUUGAUCUGUCUAGUAACAAUCUCAGUGGUACCAUACCCCCACAAAUUAUGGGUAUUUCAUCACUUACAAGGCUUUUGGACUUGUCUCAUAACCGUCUGACAGGAGUUCUACCCAUGGAAGUAGGCAGCUUGACAUUUUUGACCGCAUUGGACAUCUCCGAAAAUAUGUUAGGAGGUGAAAUUCCAAAUAGUUUAGGUGAUUGCGUUGCAUUGGUAUCAUUGAGAAUGGGCGGCAAUUCCUUCCACGGGUCCAUUCCUCAAUCGAUGAGAUCGUUAAGAGGCAUUGAAGAACUGGAUCUUUCACACAAUAAUUUUUCUGGGGAGAUUCCACAGUUCUUCGAGGUAUUUCGUUCUUUGAAAGUCCUGAAUUUGUCUUACAAUAACUUUCAAGGCAUGCUGCCGCGUGAAGGAGUCUUUGAGAAUGCUACCUCUACUUCUAUUAUUGGAAAUGCUAAGCUUUGCGGUGGAUUGCCAGAAUUUCAGCUUCCUAAAUGCAUCUCCAGUAGCUCCAAGAGUAGAAAAGUCCAUCAUGGAUGGAGAUUGUCGGCUGUUGUUAUUUGUGGCCUUCUUGGAAUUGCUCUUGUUCUUGCUAUGCUAUAUCUCUGUUGGUGGAAGAAACAAGUACAAGAACCGGUUUCAAGUUCUGUUGAUGUUUUAUGUCCAAGAGUAUCUUAUGGAACACUCCUAAAAGCAACCAAUGGUUUUUCUUCGACCAAUCUGGUUGGUGUUGGAAGUUUUGGUUCUGUUUACAAGGGGGUACUUGAGGACAAUGGGACUGCCGUUGCAGUGAAAGUGCUUCAUUUGGUGGGUCGCGGUGCUUUGAAGAGCUUCAUAGUUGAGUGUGAGGUACUAAAGAACAUUAGACAUCGAAAUCUUUUGAAGAUAUUGACAGUUUGCUCGGGUGUUGAUUAUCAAGGAAAUGAUUUUAGGGCCAUAGUAUAUGACUUCAUGGACAAUGGAAGCCUGGAACAGUGGUUACACCCAAAAGCAACGCCAUCUCAUGGAAACGAGCCUUCGAAAAAACUAAAUUUCAUUCAAAGGAUAAAUAUUGCUAUUGAUGUUGCUUCUGCAUUCGGUUAUCUUCACCACCAGUGCCACAUUCCCAUCAGUCAUUGUGAUCUAAAGCCAAGCAAUGUCCUCUUAGAUGCUCAGAUGGUCGCGCAUGUGGGAGACUUUGGUUUAGCGAAGUUCCUCCUUGGAUCGUCCCUUGAUACUGUAGCUCAUCAGAUGAGCUCUGUAGGUCUAAGAGGGACAAUUGGUUAUGCUCCACCAGAAUAUGUAAUGGGAUGCGAGGUCUCGAGAGAAGGCGACGUCUACAGUUACGGCAUCCUCUUACUAGAGAUGUUCACAGGAUUGAGUCCCACCGACGACAGAUUCGGAGAUAAUUUGACUCUCCAUAGUUUCGUCGCAACGACUUUGCCUGAACAAGCAUUGGAAAUUACGGAUCACACUCUGCUUCUGGAAAGGGAGAGUAGUUUCGACCACAAUAGUCAUCAGCAUUGGCGUCCCGAAGGCGAUGACAUAUUUCAAGAGUGUUUGGUUAUGUUAUAUAAUAUUGGAGUCACUUGUUCCAAUGAAGUGCCUGGAAGUCGGAUGAGCAUAAGCGGCGUUGCAAAUCAGCUGCAAAAGAUUAGGCGAAAACUCUUUGCAUUGGGUUUACAUGAAGAGGAUGAGCUACCGAGGGUGAUAUGA
Molecule: messenger RNA, 2925 nt
Organism: Syzygium oleosum
Lineage: Eukaryota; Viridiplantae; Streptophyta; Magnoliopsida; Myrtales; Myrtaceae
Product: probable LRR receptor-like serine/threonine-protein kinase At3g47570
Exons: 2
Coding region: 1-2925 (974 amino acids)
Biological process (GO): protein phosphorylation
Molecular function (GO): protein binding; protein kinase activity; ATP binding
Source: RefSeq, a predicted model, not a curated record